UGUAUUUAUAUAAUAAAUAUAAAUUCUGCGGCAGCUCCGGGUCCCACAAGUACCCUUAAGGCUUCCAGUGCGAUGAAGAAGCAGCGAUUCCGAUCCCCUUCAGCAGUGCAUCCUGCUCUGGUCUCCUUCAGCAGCAAUUCCAGACUCCUUCAACAGCAGCUCCGGCUCUUGUCCCCUUCAGCAGCGUGUCACUGACCUAGGUUGGGGGUGUUGGGAACUCGGGGGUUCUCCCGAUGGUAGGGGAGAGGAACCACAGUUGGGUCGGAACAGGGAUGGCUUGAUAUAGGUCUUCCUCAUACAGGACUCUGACAGUAAAGCUUGUUGAAAAUAUUAAAGAACUUUGUUGCAGGAAGGGAGCAACACAAUGUCACAUAGCAGAGAAGGAACGUAUGGGGGGAAUGUCCAGGCCUAUAGGAGAACUUGUAAGCAAUGUUAAAGAUUCCAGGAAAAGAAGUACUUGUGAGUGUUGGUACAAGAUAAUAGUGACUGAAGAACUUGUGAGUAAUGUUUUUAAAGAUACUGAUGAUUUGAAGAACUGGUGAACGGUGGUUAAAGACUCUGAUGAUUUGAAACACUUGUGAGCGGUGGUUAAAGACACUGAUGAUUUGUAUGACUUGAGAGCGGUGACUAAAGAUACUGAUGAUUUAUAGAACUUGAGAGCGGUGGUUAAAGACACUGAUGAUUUGUAUGACUUGAGAGCGGUGAUUAAAGACACUGUAGAACUUGAGAACGGUGGUUAAAGACACUGAUGAUUUGUAUGACUUGAGAGCGGUGAUUAAAGACACUGUAGAACUUGAGAACGGUGGUUAAAGACACUGAUGAUUUGUAUGACUUGAGAGCGGUGGUUAAAGACACUGUAGAACUUGGGAGCGGUGGUUAAAGACACUGGUAACUUGCAAAACUUGGGAGCGGUGGUUAAAGACACUGGUAACUUGCAAAACUUAGGAGCGGUGAUUAAAGACACUGGUAACUUGCAAAACUUGGGAGCGGUGGUUAAAGAUACUGAUGACUUGUAGAAUUUAAGAACGGUGUUUAAAGACACUGAUGAUUUGUAGAACUUGAGAGCGGUGUUUAGCACGCAGCCCACGCUGACUCCAAGAAGCACUGGUGACUGGAUUGCAGAGGAACACAUCAGCCGCUGUAUACGCUGGAACUGUGCAGCAACUGGCACCUGGAAGUGCCGGAGACACUGGGGUACGACUGCAGAGAGAUUCGCCGGGAACAAGAGCACUGGCAUCCACUUCAGGGGAAAAGACGAUACUCAGGCGCCGAGGCUCUGCCCGGCGUCUGCCUUUGAAUCUCCCGCCUCCGCUGGAUUGGCGGAACAGUCUGAUGACGUCACCUGCUCCCCGCCCACGUGAUGCCGGGUGUCAUGGCGGUUCCACUGCCCCGGGGAACCGCCGGGAGCCGCGCCAGUCAGACGCCGGAGCCCGUGGACCAUCGAAGGCGGAGGCCGCAACACAGACCAGCAGGCACGCACGGCUCCUCGGCCAUGCAGCCAGAAAUAUGGUACUGCAAGAAGAUGCCAUCUUACAUUCUGAAGAUAGCCUCAGAAAAAUGGCAAUAAUAACAACUCAUCUACAAUACCAACAAGAAGCUAUCCAGAAAAACUCUCCCACGUCCAGCUGCUGCUCACAAGGUCUUCAGACCUACGAUGAUGUCAAGGAAUACUAUGGGAAACAUUUAAAGAGUUCAAAAGAUCUGAAAACCAAUGCGUGUGUCACCCCCUCCAAGCCAAUACCAAAAUACAUCCGAGAUGCACUGAAUGAAGUUCAUGAAGAGAUCUCUUCUCGGUACUAUGGCUGUGGACUUGUGGUACCGGAAUGUCUGGAGAGCUGCAGGAUCCUAGAUCUUGGUAGUGGGAGUGGGAGGGACUGUUUCAUGUUGAGCAGACUCGUUGGACCUAAAGGAUUCGUCACAGGAGUAGACAUGACGAUUGAGCAGGUGGAAUUAUCUCAAAAGUACACUGACUACCAUAUGAAGAGGUUUCAUUACCAGCAGCCUAAUAUUAAUUUUGUGAACGGAUAUAUUGAAGAUCUCAAAUCUGCUGGCUUAGAGGAUCAGAGCUAUGACAUCAUAAUAUCUAACUGUGUCAUAAAUCUUUCUCCUGAUAAGAAGGCUGUGCUGCAAGAAGCAUACCGAGUGCUAAAGGAUGGUGGAGAGAUGUACUUUAGUGAUGUGUAUUCCAACAUGCCAGUUUCUGAUGAAUUAAAGCAAAACAAAGUGCUUUGGGAAGAAUGCAUCAGUGGUGCCCUCUGCUGGAAAGAUCUGUAUCAGAUUGCUGAAGAGAUUGGAUUUGGCAACCCACGUCUAGUCACCUCCAGUUACAUCACAGUAAAUAAUAAAGACCUGGAAGACCUUGUUGGUGACUGCAAGUUUGUCUCUGCAACUUUUCGUCUGUUCAAACUCCCUCAGAACUCUGUGAAGGAAAAGGGUCUGGUCAUUUACAAUGGAGGAGUGACGGGCUGCGAGACUGAAAUGCAGUUUGAUGCAAACUACACAUUCAAGGAAGGUGAAGUUGUGGAAGUUGAUGAGGAAUUGUGCAGCAUCCUGAAGACGUCCAGGUUUUCAGAAGACUUUAUAUUUCAGCCCAUUGGAACGGGAAGCUCUUCUACAAAGUGUUGCUUGAAAAAAGAAAUCAUCAAAGAUCCAUUUCAAUUGGUGGAAAACCAGAACAAAAACCCUCUACCUCCCAGUUCCGGCACCUGCUGUGGGCCGAAAGGAUGUUGCUAGGAAUGUUUCGUUAAAUGGAAGAAUGGGACAGAUCUAUUACUGUAGUCGGCAUUGUGAAGACACAAAUAUGUUUUCAUAACAGCGAAUUACAUUACAUAACAAUAUACCUCAACCUGAAAUAUUAGGGACUAAUGUUAAUUACAAAUAAACCCACAGAUAUUUCAUAGUCUAUAAACAAAAUGUAAGUGAUUCCUGAUUUAUUUUUAUUUUUUUUGAGUCAAUAUUUGCCUUGAUUUGAAAAUUAUAAAAUAAUGAAAACCAACAUAAAGAAUAUAAAGGGCCCAUGCAUUUCUUUAGAUAAGCUCUAACUGUAUGUGA
Pseudophryne corroboree (corroboree frog) is the source of this 3051-nucleotide messenger RNA. Its product is annotated as arsenite methyltransferase-like. Lineage: Eukaryota; Metazoa; Chordata; Amphibia; Anura; Myobatrachidae. Gene Ontology annotation, biological process: toxin metabolic process; arsonoacetate metabolic process. The transcript is spliced from 14 exons. Gene Ontology annotation, cellular component: cytosol. The record is from RefSeq and is a predicted model, not a curated record. Gene Ontology annotation, molecular function: arsenite methyltransferase activity. Bases 1333 to 2733 code for a protein of 466 amino acids.